UUCCACCACCUUCCAAAUCGUUACUUGUCUUCAGCAAUUGACACACCUAACAGAAUCCACCAUCUUGGUUUCACUUCUUCAGCCAACACCUGAGACCUUUCAUCUGUUUGAUGACAUUAUCUUGAUGGCAGAAGGAAAAGUUGUAUACCAUGGGCCUAGUGAUAAUGUGGUAGAGUUCUUUGAGAACUGUGGUUUCCGUAGCCCACCACGAAAAGGCAUUUCUGACUUCCUCCAAGAGGUGGUUUCCCAAAAGGAUCAAGCAAAGUACUGGUACGAUGAAGACCAACCCCAUAGUUAUGUUACUGUCGACAACUUUGUAGAUAUGUUCAAGGACUUCCAUGUUGGAAAGAAGCUCGAUGAGGAACUUCAGGAGCCUUUCAAUCGAUCCGAGUUCCAUAAAGAUGCUUUGUCAUUUAACAUUUACUCAUUGACAAAAUGGGAACUCUUCAAAGCAUGCCUUGCUAGAGAAUGGCUUCUGAUGAAGCGCAACUCGUUUGUCCAUGUAUUCAAAUCAGCACAGCUUGUGGUCAUUGCGCUAGUAACAAUGACAGUGUUUCUUCGUACGUGGAUGAAAGUCGAUGAGAUCCAUUCAAAUUUCUUUAUGAGUUCUUUGUUCUAUGCUCUACUUAGAUUGGUGUGCAAUGGCACUGCAGAGUUAUCAUUGACUGCUUCCAGACUUGCAGUGUUUUACAAGCAAAGAGACUUUUAUUUCUAUCCUGCGUGGGCUUAUUCAGUUCCAUCUGCCAUCCUAAAGAUUCCAUUUUCAUUGAUAGACGCUUUUCUAUGGACAGCACUUACUUAUUAUGUCAUCGGUUACAGUCCUGAACCCGAGAGGUUCUUCAAGCAAUUCAUUCUUUUAUUCCUUGUCCAUCAAGUAGCAAUAUCACUGUUCCGUUUGAUUGCAUCCUUGGUCCGAAAUCCUUCUCUUGCAGCCCCUGUUGGUCUUUUCUCCUUAAUUGUAAUGUUUCUAUUUGGCGGCUUCAUAAUUCCAAAAACUUCUCUACCUAGCUGGCUGGAAUGGGGCUUUUGGCUUUCCCCAUUGGUAUAUGCAGAAAUUGGUGCUACAGGAAACGAAUUCCAUGCUCCAAGGUGGCAAAAGCUCUCAUCUUCAAAUAUCACAAUAGGUCAGCAAGCUCUAAAAGACAGUGGUCUUGAUUUCAGUGAAUACUUCUAUUGGAUAUCUAUAGGAGCUUUACUUGGAUUUUGGUUGGUUUUCAACCUAGGUUUCACCUGUGCUCUCAGUUAUUUAAAGUCUCCAGGGAGUUCUCGAACAAUCAUUUCUCAUGAAAGGUUGUCCCGUCUGAAGGAAAAGGAAAGUCUAAACAAUUCCCCUCGAAAAAAAAAAUUAACUCGUAUAGAAACUCGAAUAAGAGUUGAAGAUUCUACAAAUAUAGGGGUCUUACCUUUUGAACCCUUGACUAUAUCAUUUGAGAAGGUGCAAUAUUUUGUCGACUUACCCCAGAAACUGAGAGAGCAAGGUGUUCCACCAAAACGACUACAACUUCUUCAAGAUAUAACUGGUGCAUUUAGACCUGGAGUUCUUACAGCACUUAUGGGUGUUAGUGGAGCUGGAAAGACAACACUGAUGGAUGUUCUUUCAGGAAGGAAAACUGGUGGAAUUAUUGAAGGAGACAUUAGAAUUGGAGGACACCCAAAAGUCCAAGAAACAUAUGCCAGAAUAUCUGGGUAUUGCGAGCAAAGUGACAUACAUUCCCCACAGAUAACAGUAGAAGAGUCGGUAACAUACUCAGCUUGGUUACGUUUGCCAGCACAGGUUGAUAGAACAGUCAGAUCUGAAUUUGUGAGAGAAGUUCUACAAAUGAUCGAGCUUGAUGAAAUCAAGGACGAACUAGUGGGCGUACCUGGUAGGGGUAUAUCGACUGAACAGCGCAAACGGCUUACUAUAGCAGUGGAGCUUGUUUCAAAUCCAUCCAUAAUGUUCAUGGAUGAACCCACCUCUGGUUUAGAUGCCAGAGCAGCUGCAAUAGUUAUGCGAGUGGUCAAAAACAUUGUCAGCACUAGGAGGACUGUUGUAUGCACCAUUCACCAGCCCAGUAUUGACAUCUUUGAAGCAUUCGAUGAGCUUAUUUUAAUGAAAAUAGGAGGACAGCUAAUCUACAGUGGAGCGCUGGGUCAAAAUUCAAGCAAGCUUAUUGAAUACUUUGAGCGUAUUCCUGGGGUUCCAAACAUCAAAGAAAAUUACAACCCCGCAACAUGGAUGUUAGAGGUCACCGGUCCUUCUGCAGAAGCUAAACUUGGCUUAGAUUUUGCUCAACUCUAUAGAGAAUCACAUCUAUGCCGGGAGAACGAUGACCUAGUUAGAGAACUCAGCUGUCCAGCAGAAGGGGCAAAGAAACUACAUUUUUCUACUCGCUUUGCACAAAAUGAAUGGGAGCAAUUUAAAGCCUGCCUCUGGAAGCAACAUCUCUCCUACUGGAGAAAUCCACAAUAUAACCUGGGCAGAUUGACAAUUACUGCUGCAUCCUCUUUGUUAUUCGGAGCACUUCUUUGGCAGAAAGGGCAGACGGUAGAUAAUGAACAGGAUUUUUUCAACAUUCUGGGAUCAAUGUUUGUUUUACUGCAAUUCAUGGGAAUAGGAAACUGCUCCUCUGUUUUACCCUGUAUUGCUUCAGAGCGGAAUGUUGUAUACCGAGAAAGGUUUGCUGGAAUGUACUCCUCAUGGGCCUAUUCAUUUGCGCAGGUGAUCAUUGAAAUUCCAUACAUAUUUCUUCAGGCAGUAUUGUUUUUGGCAAUCACAUAUCCAACCAUAAAUUUCCACUGGACACUUUACCAAGUGUUUUGGUAUGUCUAUGCCAUGUUUUGUACACUGCUCUACUUCAGUUACUUCGGCAUAUUGCUUGCAGCUUUGACCCCAACAUUCCCAGUGGCUAUGGUCCUAGCCAGUUUCUGUUACACCAUGUUCAACUUAUUCUCAGGUUUCCUCGUGCCUGGACCGAAAAUUCCUAAAUGGUGGGUUUGGGGUUAUUGGAUUUGCCCUGUAGCAUGGUCCUUAAACGGUCUUCUCACUUCACAGUAUGGAGAUCAAAACAAGGUGAUAGUAGUACAUGGGGAGAAAAAGACCAUCAGUGACUUCUUAGAAAGUAUUCAUGGGUAUUACUAUAAUGAACUAAAAUAUGUCGCAAUUGUUCUUUUGGCAUUUCCACUAGUUUUCGCUUUUGCUUUUGGAGUUGCUACAGAGAAGCUAAACUUCCAGAGGAGAUAAUUAUGUCUUCCGCUUACUGAAACUGCAUGACUGGAGUGCAUGAACUUCCCUGCAGUUCACUACAAAGCCAUUGCUUUCAUACUUGUAUUGAACUUUAUUAUUUACCUCGUUGAUUAUUCUUUAUGUAAAGAACUUACUUUUACAAGUGUUACCUUCGUUACUAA
This is a messenger RNA of Rosa chinensis, 3387 nucleotides long. RefSeq names its product pleiotropic drug resistance protein 3. Gene Ontology annotation, cellular component: membrane. Lineage: Eukaryota; Viridiplantae; Streptophyta; Magnoliopsida; Rosales; Rosaceae. Gene Ontology annotation, molecular function: ATP hydrolysis activity; ATP binding; ABC-type transporter activity. The record is from RefSeq and is a predicted model, not a curated record. The transcript is spliced from 16 exons. Bases 125 to 3223 code for a protein of 1032 amino acids.